CCGCCCAGGCCCUGUCCGACGACACCGACCCAGCCGCCAGGCCCUGUCCGAGACACCGACCCAGGCCUGUCCGAGACACCGACCCGGCCCUGCCGAGACACCGACCCGCCGCCCAGGCCCUUCCGAGACACCACCCAGCCGCCCAAGGCCCUGUCGAGACACGACCCAGCCGCCCAGGGCCCCUGUUCCGAGACACCGACCCAGCCUGUCAGGACACCGACCAGCCGCCCAGGCCCUGUCCGAGACACCGACCCACCCUGUCCGAGACACCGACCCAGCGCCCAGCGCCCUGUCCAGAGACACCGACCCAAGGCCCUGUCCGAGACACCGACCCAGGCCGCCCAGGCCUGUCGAACCACCGACCCAGGCCCAUGUCCGAGGACACCGACCCAGGCCCUGAUCCGAGACACCGACCCAGGCCCUGUCCGAGACGCCGACCCAGGCCCUGUCCGAACACCGAGCCCAUGCGCCUGUCGAGACACCGACCACAGCCGCCCCAGGCCCUGUCCGAGACACCGACCCAGGCCCUGUCCGAGACACCGACCCAGCCGCCCAGCCGUCUGCACCCUAAAUGGCACCAUAUUCCCUAUAUAA
This is a messenger RNA of Salvelinus sp. IW2-2015, 594 nucleotides long. The record is from RefSeq and is a predicted model, not a curated record. NCBI's taxonomy places the organism in Eukaryota, Metazoa, Chordata, Actinopteri, Salmoniformes, Salmonidae.